UUGGUUUCAGACGAAAUGUUUCGAAUAUUUCAUCCAAGCUUUGUCUUCAAAGUGAGAGAAUCUCUACAAGUCUUAUUGGGUGCACUUCGUUUAUAUGGAACAGAGUCUCUUGCACUGUCGUUCAACGGUGGAAAAGACGCAACUGUCGUUAUGCACCUUUUGAGAGCGGCAGUAGGCGAACAUUCUCAAGGAAGGGAAGAUUCUUGUUCCCAUAUCAACGCAGUAUAUUUUACAGAUAGUGAUUACUUUGAACAAGUGGAACUUUUUGUGAAAGCCAUGCGGGAAAGAUAUCACCUAAACUUGAUCCUUCAAGAAGGUGGAUUUUUGCAAGGUUUGAAGAUUAUUGUAGAAGAAAGAAAUAUGAAAUCUUUUACAAUGGGAACAAGAAGAAGUGAUCCAGAUGGUAAGCACUUGGAGCACUUUACUCCAUCAUCACAAGGUUGGCCACCGUUUAUGAGAGUGAAUCCCAUUCUUUCUUGGAGUUACGGAGAAGUGUGGAAGUUUCUCUUGUCAUUGAAGUUGCCUUACUGCGAUUUGUAUGACCAGGGAUAUACUUCAAUAGGAAGAGUGAGUGACACUCAACCCAAUCCUCUUCUCCGAAUAGACAAUAGCAGUUUUUGGCCUGCAUAUUAUUUGUCUCAUGAAGAAGAAGAAAGAGCUGGUCGAAAGUUGGAUAAGAGAAGGCUUUCCUUAUCUCGAAGAGGCCCUAUAGAAGAUGGUCCCAGAACUGCAGCUCUUGUAGUUAUUGGGAAUGAAUUACUGAAAGGAACUACACAAGAUAUCAAUGCGCAUAAAGCUUCUAUUGUUCUUCGAGAAAUGGGCAUUGACUUGCGUAGAGUUGUGUUUAUACCUGAUGAAGUUGAAGUAAUUGCUUCCGAAAUUCGUUCAGCGUUUGCUUCUAUGGAUAUUGUUAUUACUUCAGGGGGGAUUGGACCAACUCACGAUGAUGUUACCUUUCAAGCAAUGGCUCACGCUUUUUCAGUACCAUUAGAAAGAUGUGAGGAACUCGAAGAAGUUUUGAUUCGCACUUUAGGGAGUUCUUUUUCAUCUUCUUGUUACAAUAUGACAAAAAUUCCUCAGGGUGCUGAGUUGUUAUAUGAAAGAAGCUGUUGUGACUGUGCAGAAGAAUCCCAGUUUCCAAUCGUAAAGCUUUAUAGUGUCUAUAAUUUACCGGGAAUUCCACAAUAUUUUUUAAAGUCUCUGCAAAUUAUCAAACCUUAUAUAGAAACAGGUUAUCAUUUUUGUGGAUUGCGAAUUGAGCUGAAUGUCGAAGAAAUUGCCAUUGCCGAUAUAUUGGCAGAAUUUGUUCAAAGUCAUCCCAACUUGGAAAUCGGUUGUUAUCCUAUCGUUUCUUAUUCCAAUGUGAAAACCGUUUUAAUCUUAGAAGCACAUAACAGAGAAACACUCGAAAAGUGUUUUAUAGAACUGAAAGCACAGCUUCCUUCAGAUGCUAUUUUGGCAGAGAGAGGUUUAUGAAAAGGAUCCAAAUGUUGCUUUAGUAUAUAUAUAUAUAUAU
This is a messenger RNA of Galdieria sulphuraria, 1516 nucleotides long. RefSeq names its product FAD synthetase. Gene Ontology annotation, molecular function: FMN adenylyltransferase activity. The transcript has 3 exons. NCBI's taxonomy places the organism in Eukaryota, Rhodophyta, Bangiophyceae, Galdieriales, Galdieriaceae. Bases 16 to 1476 code for a protein of 486 amino acids. The record is from RefSeq and is a predicted model, not a curated record. Gene Ontology annotation, biological process: FAD biosynthetic process.